GCUCAUUCGAGAUCCACCCAAAGUAAACAAAGCCCCUUUUUUUACUCUCCUUGUCGGAUCCACAUUGCCUCCAAGUUCUCCAACGGCGGGAACACAAUGAGCGACUUCGCAUCGAAAGCAAAAGUCCUCAGGGACGGCCAAAAGCCCGAAUUCCCUUCAAACGCCAACACCCUCGAAUACGCUCAGAGUCUCGACGCCCAGGAUAAGCUUAGGCAUUUCAGGGAUGAAUUCAUCAUUCCCACUCGCGCUUCGCUGAAGAAGAAGGCUCUUGAUGGGAUCAUUCCCGGCGCUCAAACAAACGGCACCAUCACCGACGCCGACACCCCCUGCAUUUACUUCGUCGGCAACUCCCUCGGCGCCCAACCCAAGGCCGUCCGCCGCUUCCUCGAAGCGCAACUCGAGACCUGGGCCUCCAUCGGCGUCAACGGCCACUUCUCCUCACUUUCCAACUCGCCCCUCACCUCCUGGCAAGACAUGGCCGCCGACUGCGCCGCCAAGUCCGCCGCCAUUGUUGGCGCCGCUGACCCUUCCGAAGUCGUCAUCAUGAACACCCUGACCGUCAACCUGCACUUCAUGCUGGCCUCCUUCUACCGCCCCACCGACAAGCGACACAAAAUCAUCCUGGAAUGGCGUCCCUUCCCCAGUGACUGGUACGCCUUCCAGUCGCAGAUCGAGUGGCACGGCUUGAACCCCGAGAAGAGCAUGGUGGAGAUGCAGCCUGACGAAAACCUGUACUUGUCGACGGAAAAGAUCUUGGCUACCAUCGAUGAACAUGCCGAAGAUGCUGCCCUGCUGCUCCUGCCGGGCAUCCAGUACUACACCGGCCAACUCUUCGACAUCCCCCGCAUCACCAAGUACGCUCAGGAGCGCGGCAUCGUUGUCGGCUGGGACUUGGCGCACUGCGCGGGUAACGUCGAGCUCCAGCUUCAUGACUGGAAUGUGGACUUUGCCGUGUGGUGCACGUACAAAUACCUAAACGGGGGUCCUGGCUCCAUGGCUGGCGCUUUUGUGCACGAGCGCCACGGCAAGGUGGACAUGAGCUCGGGCAAGCCGGUGUUUAAGCCAAGGUUGAGCGGGUGGUAUGGUGCCGAUAAGAGCGUGCGGUUCAACAUGGACAAGGAGUUCCAGCCCACGCCUGGUGCGCAGGGCUUCCAGGUCAGCAACCCGAGUGCGAUCGACUUGACGAGCUUGGCGGCUGCCUUGUCGGUGUUCAACAAGACGAGCAUGAAGGACUUGAGGAGUAAGGCGCUGGUGUUGACGGCGUAUACGGAGCAUUUGUUGGAUGAGAUUGUCAGGAGACAGCCAGAGGGCGAGGAGCCGGCCUUCAAGAUCAUUACGCCCAGGGAUCCGUUGCAGAGAGGAACACAGUUGAGCUUGUUGUUGAGGGAUGGCUUGAUGGAUACGGUGGCGGCGGCGCUGGAGGCACACGGUGUGGUGUGCGACAAGAGGAAACCAAACGUCAUUCGCGUGGCGCCGGUGCCAAUGUACUGUCGGUUCGAGGAUGUGUGGAAGUUUAUCGAGAUCUUUGAGGCGGCUAUCAGGGGUUAGCAUGGGUCGUAGCACGUGGGAGAAUACAAUACAAUCGCCAAGUCAAAGCGGAUACUUGAAGUAGUACGUGUUUGGAUAUCAUGGUGAUUAGAUAUUUUCCAAGGAUAUAUGCGCCGCCUCAAGCUCAGAAAGCACCAUUGGUAAAGUCCACCACCGUAACCUUUUCCACAAAAGGCUCGAUAUCCUUCUUGAACGAUUGAUGGACGGGAUCCAAGUUGACGUAGUAAUCUCUUUCGGCGGCGGACUCAAACUCGACAACGAACGCAUGGGUAAGGCCGCCCUG
Molecule: messenger RNA, 1831 nt
Organism: Neurospora hispaniola
Lineage: Eukaryota; Fungi; Ascomycota; Sordariomycetes; Sordariales; Sordariaceae
Product: pyridoxal phosphate-dependent transferase
Exons: 2
Coding region: 97-1548 (483 amino acids)
Biological process (GO): NAD+ biosynthetic process
Cellular component (GO): cytoplasm
Molecular function (GO): pyridoxal phosphate binding; kynureninase activity
Source: RefSeq, a predicted model, not a curated record